CCGGCCUUCCCGCUCCCGCGGCGCUGCAACUCGGCCGUGCCUCCUUAAAACUCUGCCGUUAAAAUGGGGGCGGGUUUUUCAACUCAAAAAGCGCUCAAUUUUUUUUUCAAAAAAAGCUGAUGAGGUCGGGGGAAAAAAAGGGAGAAGAAACCGGCACCGUCUCUGCUGCGGCAACAGAAGCGGCAAUUGUUGAAGAGAAAAGCAAGAAAGGGAGGGAAAGAAAAAGAGCAAAAAGGGGGACAACUCGCAAGUUGCCUGUGGGGGUGAAAGGACCGGCGAUUUUUGGGGGGAGACCAGCUACAAAAGAAACUGUCACCUGGAGCGCUGCGACUCGGAAGGAAGCAGGACCGCCCUGCUGGCUCCAGGACACAGCUGGCUGGCGGCCGCUGCCCACCCGGCAGCAGGCUGGGGACACAGGCCGGGGAUCGCAAGAGGUGGGCGAAGUGGCACUGGCUGCCGAGGAAGACUGGACUAGCUGCGCCCUGCGACUGCGGCCACUCCUCAGACUCGGAACUUGGCCUGCGCUUCCCGGGACCCUCCCGAUCUCCGGGGGGCUCUCAGAAAACCGGGGAAGGAAGCAAAAGGCGGCGGUGGCGGCUCGGGAGCGACUACAGUAGGAAGUCUCGACUGGCUGGGUCGUAGGCGGGAAGUUACAGUGAGCUGCCCGGUGCCACCGCGAUGCUGCCGCCCGCUGCUCCAGCACUCCGGGGCCUCUAGAGACCCCCCGCCUCGCCGUGCCCCUUCCUCACACUACUGGGAGGCCCGGGACCCGGUGGGGCCGGCAUGACCGGCUUGCCCAGGGCCCGCCGAGCGCCCGGCGGUCUCCGGAGACGCGCGCCGAGCCUGGCUCCCACGGCCUCUGAGGCUCGGCGGGGCUGCGGCAGCCGGGCGGGCGAACCCCGGAGCCUUCCCGCGCAGCGUUAGCCCGGGGCCCGGGCCGGGACGCAGAUAAAGGCUCCUCCCGAGAAGCUGAGGCCACCGAGGAGUCGUGAGCACCAGUAACUGGAGGGACACGGAACUGUACUCCUGUGAGCCUCCGGCGCUCUUCUCUAACCCCCCCAGAGCACGUCAGCAUCCAGCCCCCGCGGCGCGCUCCCCGCAAGGACUCCGGACUACCCCUUGGGCGAGACGGAUGGAGACCGAGCCCCUCCGAGGACCUGCCCUGCAGUUGUGGCUCGCGCGACUCCAGUCACCACCGUGAACAAGGGACCCUAAAGAAUGGCCGAGCCUUGGGGGAACGAGUUGGCGUCCGCAGCUGCCAGGGGGGACCUAGAGCAACUCACUAGUUUGUUGCAAAAUAAUGUAAACGUCAAUGCACAAAAUGGAUUUGGAAGGACUGCGCUGCAGGUUAUGAAACUCGGAAACCCCGAAAUUGCCAGGAGACUACUACUUAGAGGUGCUAAUCCCGAUUUGAAAGAUGGAACAGGUUUUGCUGUUAUUCAUGAUGCGGCCAGAGCAGGUUUCCUGGACACUUUACAGAUUUUGCUGGAGUUUCAAGCUGAUGUUAACAUCGAGGAUAAUGAAGGGAACCUGCCCUUGCACUUGGCUGCCAAAGAAGGCCACCUCCCCGUGGUGGAGUUCCUUAUGAAGCACACAGCCAGCAAAGUGGGGCAUCGGAAUCAUAAGGGGGACACCGCCUGUGACUUGGCCAGGCUCUACCGCAGGAACGAGGUCGUUAGCCUGAUGGAGGGAAACCAGGUGGAGGGAUCUGCGAAUCUGUCCUAAAUGUGGGAGGGCUCUCCCAUACAGCCUUCUAUUUUGUCAGUAAUUAGUUUGGGCUAAUAUUUGUUAAAUUCAGUUUUGUCCUAUUUUAGCAGCUAGUUAAAUCCUCUGAAACUGCUAAAUGGAAAUCUUACUACAAGUUGAUGAAUAUAUUUAAGCAGCAUCCUUUUCACCUGCAAAAUCCUGAUUUCUAACAUGUAAUUGCAAAUAGCUUUGACUUUCUUCUGAACAUUUUAUCCUAUCUUUUCCUGUCUUUUCCUUUGCCAGUCUCAAUACCCAAUUCAAGACUCAACUUGGAGAUCUUGUUUUUAAAAUGGUUUGUCUUGAUACUUCUAUAAGCCCAAUUAAAACAUUUUU
This is a messenger RNA of Sorex araneus (European shrew), 2079 nucleotides long. RefSeq names its product cyclin dependent kinase inhibitor 2C (gene CDKN2C). Lineage: Eukaryota; Metazoa; Chordata; Mammalia; Eulipotyphla; Soricidae. The transcript has 3 exons. The record is from RefSeq and is a predicted model, not a curated record. Gene Ontology annotation, biological process: negative regulation of cell population proliferation; regulation of cyclin-dependent protein serine/threonine kinase activity. Bases 1219 to 1725 code for a protein of 168 amino acids. Gene Ontology annotation, molecular function: cyclin-dependent protein serine/threonine kinase inhibitor activity; protein kinase binding. Gene Ontology annotation, cellular component: nucleus.